AUGCCGCGUGCGGAUAGGCAGGCGCAGGCAGCUGCUCACAGGUUGGGGAAAGACCUGGCCGCACUGAAGCAGGCACUGCCGCCUGGUCCGGUGGAAGAGCGUCCGGACAUCGGGAACAUCCCAGCAGUCUACCGCGCCUUUCAGAAGCAGAGUCA
This is a messenger RNA of Symbiodinium sp. CCMP2456, 155 nucleotides long. The record is from the annotation of a GenBank genome assembly. NCBI's taxonomy places the organism in Eukaryota, Dinophyceae, Suessiales, Symbiodiniaceae.